Molecule: messenger RNA, 4207 nt
Organism: Hippopotamus amphibius kiboko
Lineage: Eukaryota; Metazoa; Chordata; Mammalia; Artiodactyla; Hippopotamidae
Gene: ABHD4
Product: abhydrolase domain containing 4, N-acyl phospholipase B
Exons: 7
Coding region: 1842-2798 (318 amino acids)
Cellular component (GO): lipid droplet
Molecular function (GO): phosphatidylcholine lysophospholipase A1 activity
Source: RefSeq, a predicted model, not a curated record
GGGCUGGGGGUUGCGUUUGCUUGCUUUGCUUUUGCCCAGAAGAUGCGGCGGCAGAGCCAGGGGAGCGAUGGAAGAUAGCGCUCGCCUGCAGCCCAGCGAUUCUGACUUUCCACUUUAGUCUUCGCAGUCGUUCCUCGCUCCCCUCUCGUCGCUAUACCCUGCGGUUAGAGUUAGUGGUGAUGUUUCAGAGCCCCCAAAGCAAGCGUGUGCACGCGGGUGCAGGGGUAGCAGCCAGGUCUGCCCGUCUGGGUUUGCUCCAGGACGGGAGUCGGGGGUGUGGAAAGAGCCUCGCUUAGCCCGGCAUGGAGAAGGCAUGGGAAGCGAAGAGCGGGCCCCACCGCGCUGGGAUUGGUCUGGGUUAAGAGGCUUGCAAGUUUCUUUAGCUCUUGUCCACCGAGACGCGUAGUCGCCGGCAGCCCUAGUUGAUAAUUUUUAAUCAUCAUAACAAUAUCUUUAAUGGUACGAUUUCAGAAUUAAGAGCUUUUAGAAUUUGUUACCGCCGUCUCAAGGACAUCAAGUUUGGGAUGCCACCUUGUAGGUGGUGUGACAAGCAGUUCACAGUCUGGUAGAAGCAAGGAAAAGUUGCUAGGAGAAUGACUCAGCUUCUAGCCAAGCCGAGGUUUCACCGAACUGGGCCUUUCCUGGAUCCCGUGUUCCCCCUUUUCAGAGCUGCUUGCAAAACUAAUUAACGUUAUGACAAUAAUAGCUUCCUGGGCUUGAAGGAACUGCCCAGGAAAGUGGUGCUUUCCAAAAUGAUGCUUCCAAGAGGAGAUUUACAAUAGCUACGAUGACUUAGGGAAACACAGAAUAUUAGAGUUGGUAGAGAUUCAGGUAGUUCAGUUCCUUUUUACAAAUGAAGAAUCCAGUGCCCAAAGAAGUUAGGAGACCUCAAGAUCACAGAGGUCUGGAACAGACUUCUCACCCAGCACAGAACCCCUUCUGCCUCACUCACCAUCAGGGUAAAGGCACCCUAGAGGGAAGAGACCACCCCAGCCAGGCUAAACUCAUGACUAAGUGGCUGCUCUGCUUCUUUCCUCCAUUCCCCACCCCAGCUCUCAUCUCUCCAGUGGUAUUGAACAGAGAGCAUGCCGGGCAUUAUUUCCAGUGCUUCACCAGUAGCAUUUUUGGUGGAGAGGCAAAGAUCUCCCUGAAGAAUAUCUGCAGAGCAGCCCAUGAUGCUGUCCCUUGGGUACUGCUUUGGGAAGAUAUAAGGCAAUGUGGGGUCCAGAUGACAUGCUCUGACUUGUCACAGUCUCUGUGGGGUGGAGAGAAAGUUUGUCUCUUAAGACUGCAAACAUUCUGUGGCCUUGGUACCCGUGCUUCAAGCCUAUAAGGAAUUCCAGUGGAUUAUUCGGAGGGUUCUGAGUCUUGGUAGGGUUGGAUUGGCUGAGACUGACAGCUCUCAUCCGGCUAAAGCCAGUGAUGGACCAGUUUCAGCUGCAACCUCAAUAUUUCUUUCAAACCUCAGUCACUGAGAUUUGCUACUUGCAAAACACUGGGAAUAUAGAUAGCUUAUGAUUUAGCUGGGGAAAAGAACAUUUAUUGGGAGUUUAUCUUGGGCUCGGCAUUAUCUGUGCAUUAAUUCAUUUGAUCCUUAUAACAACCCUAUGAGGUAGAUACAAUUAUUACCUCCCUUUUAAAGAUGAGGAAACUGUGACAGAGAAAGGCUAGAUAAUGUGCUCCAAGGCACGUUGCUGGGGAGUGACGAUGCCAGGAUUAGAACUUUGGCCUCUGGCUUUAGGUCAUACCUCCUUUCAGGAAACAGACCAGUGUGAAACUGCGGUUGUAUACUGCCUCAAGGCUGGCUGAGCAGCUGGCUGCCCACUUGGCGCCCGACUUCCAUGUCUCAGCUGAAAAAUGUGGAAGCCAGGAUCCUCCAGUGCCUCCAGAACAAGUUCCUGGCCCGAUAUGUGUCCCUCCCAAACCAGAACAAGAUCUGGACAGUGACAGUGAGCCCCGAGCUCAGGGACCGCACCCCCCUGGUGAUGGUGCAUGGCUUCGGGGGCGGUGUGGGUCUCUGGAUCCUCAACAUGGAUUCACUGAGCGCCCGUCGCACGCUGCACACCUUCGAUCUGCUCGGCUUUGGGCGAAGCUCGAGGCCAACGUUCCCGAGGGAUCCAGAGGGGGCCGAGGACGAGUUUGUGACCUCAAUAGAGACGUGGCGGGAGACCAUGGGGAUCCCUAGUAUGAUCCUCCUGGGGCACAGUCUGGGAGGAUUCCUGGCCACUUCCUACUCAAUCAAGUACCCUGACAGAGUUAAACACCUCAUCCUGGUGGAUCCAUGGGGCUUUCCCCUCCGACCAACUGACCCCAAUCAGAUCCGUGCACCCCCGACCUGGGUCAAGGCUGUGGCCUCUGUCCUAGGGCGUUCCAAUCCACUGGCUGUUCUUCGAGUAGCUGGGCCCUGGGGGCCCGGCCUGGUACAACGAUUCCGACCGGACUUCAAGCGCAAGUUUGCAGACUUCUUUGACGAUGAUACUAUAUCGGAGUAUAUCUACCACUGCAAUGCACAGAAUCCCAGUGGGGAGACGGCAUUCAAAAGCAUGAUGGAGUCCUUCGGCUGGGCCCGGCGCCCCAUGUUAGAGCGAAUUCACUUGAUUCGAAAAGAUGUGCCCAUCACCAUGAUCUAUGGGGCCAACACCUGGAUAGACACCAGCACGGGGGAAAAGGUGAAGCUGCAGCGGCCGGGUUCCUACGUGCGAGACAUGGAGAUCGAGGGCGCCUCGCACCACGUGUACGCAGACCAGCCGCACAUCUUCAACGCAGUAGUGGAGGAGAUCUGUGACUCGGUUGACUGAGCUGCUCUUCCUAGAGGACAAGGAGAAAGCCAGAGAGUCGCUCUCACCUCCCUGUCUCCUUACUUACCCCUCUGUCCUUUCUUCACCAACUAACAUGCCAGCCAGGCAGAGUCUCGGGCUGUCCCCAGGGCAGGACCAGAGAUGAAGAGCACUCCUGACUCCACGCUAAGGGCUGGAGGCAGAAGCCACAAGAGGCCUUGAGCUCCCUACCCCGGGGAAGAACAUAAAGGGUUGCAGAGCGCCACCCAUUUUCUCCAUGCCAAGUGUUACCAGGUGGUGGUUGUGAAGGAAUCGCACCAAGCCCCGUCCCCCCAUGCCAAAGGGAAGGCGGCCGCCUUCCCUGGGCGAAGGAGCAGCUCUCAGCAGCCUUUCCCAGCAUUAGAGUAUGUGUUGGGGUAGGUUCCAUGCAAGAACAUCUUCCUCCUCCAUCAUGCCUGGCCUGCCAGCCCGUGCCAGUUCUGUCCAGGGUCUGGUUGGGACUGGUUCCCACUUAAGUACCAAGAGCAGGUCUUGGAACCCUCGUGACCUGCAGACUCCCUCCCGUGACCUGAGAGGUCCUAUCCAAAGCCCUCAUUAACAGAGGAGGCCCAGGGCAGGGCAGGGCAUGGCUGGUCCAUGGUGCGACAGCUCUGUUCCAGGAGAGCUAAGGCUAGCACCCAGGUCUGCUGAGAGCCAGUGCUAACAGCAGACUCUGCUAAGGUUUGAGGCAGGCACUAUUGCCAUGGGGCUGGUCCUGGCAGAGGAUAAGCCCGACCCGGCCCCACAUUCCAGCCUCAUUGUACAGGGGUGCUGUUCUCCUGCCCUGUGUCUCAGCCCUGGCUGCCUAAGCUGGGGACACUCAAGUGCUUCCUUCCUGCCCCCUCUUCCUCUCACUGGGAGGCCUCUGGGUCUCCCUCUGUGCCUUGGGCCCUGAGGCCCCACCUGUAAUAUAGAGAAAGGUGGCCCCUGGUGGAGAGAAGGGAAAGGCCCUUCACCCCAAGCCGUGUCUGGAUCCCCAUCUUCUCUAGUUUCCGCAGGGUUUUUCUACCUGCCCCCGGAGCUGAGGCUCAUGUGAGCCUCUGCCCAGGGUCCGGUGGGGAGCCUCUAGCCAGCAGUUCCUUGUCCUCAUCAGCCACAGGAUGGUUCUCACUGCCUGGCCCUCCAUCCCUGCCACCUGUCCUUCUGGUCUCCAGCUCAUCUGCCCCCACCUACCUGUCACUCUUUCCCAGGGGGUGGUUCCAGGUGCUGCUCUGAGGUUCUGGGCAGUAGGCUGGGCCUGGCUCCAGAACCAGGGCAGCUCCUGCCUACUCCUUCACUUUUGUAAAGCCAACCCUUUCACCAGAAUAGUUAUUAACUCCUGGUGCUUUGUACUACUGGUCCAGCUGUCUUGGGCUCCUUUUCUAUAUUAAUAAAGAAAUGAGUCAAAACUG